GACUUUUACAAUUCAAUUUUAGUUCAUAUAGCUGUCAGUGACUCUAAAAGUAUUUGUCUGAUUUAUUAGAAUAACUUAUCAGCUGACUUUACUAAUUAGUAGAAUAUGUCUGUUGGUUUAAAGUUAUUAAAAAAAAGCUAUAUGUUCGAAGUGUUAUUUCAACUCAAGGUAGAAAAGUUAUUAGCAUUGAUGAAUUUUUAUCGCUUUGUACAGGUAAUUCACGGAAUACAGAGGAAUUUCAAAUGACACAUACUGAAGCAAAUGAGCACUUAAGAAUUCUUUUGAAAAUUGGUCAGGCAGUUAAAGUUGGGGAGGAUUUAUUACAUUUCGAGCCUGAGGAAAUUAUUAAUGCAGUGCACAUGAAAGCUGGUUUGCCACUACUUCCUCUAGAUAUACCCUUUAUAGCGAUGACAAAAAAAGAGUCUAAUAAUUUUGUUUCUAAAAGAGUACAUACAGUGUCGGAAAAGCUACAAGAUAUCUUUAUACACCAAAGUAACAUUUGGGCAUUCAUUGCUCUUCUCAGUGGCAUUCAAAUGUUAGUCCUAGCUUACUUAACGUUUGUAGUAUACGGAUGGGAUGUGAUGGAGCCGGUCUGUUAUUUUAUUCCUUCAGCAACAGCCUUGUGUAUUUAUGCGUAUUUUCUCUAUUUUAGAAAGCAAUGCACCUGUGGAAAUCUUGAUAGAAAUAUUAAAGACUUUCUUUUGGAUGCUCAUCUUAAAUGCCCAGAAUCUGGACUGAAAGAAUGGUUCCAUCAUGUCAAUAUUUCAAAUAAGCUGAACACAAUAUCAUUAUCAUCUACAUCAAAUUCUUGUAAAAUUAUAGCGAACUUUGUUGCUCAUAGAAAGUAACGCAGUAUAUCUAUAUUAAUUUGGUUCUGCUUGAUUAUCUUUGUUCCCUUCAAAAC
This is a messenger RNA of Phytomonas sp. Hart1, 904 nucleotides long. NCBI's taxonomy places the organism in Eukaryota, Euglenozoa, Kinetoplastea, Trypanosomatida, Trypanosomatidae. The record is from the annotation of a GenBank genome assembly.